Ricinus communis (castor bean) is the source of this 1218-nucleotide messenger RNA. RefSeq lists its product as uncharacterized. The transcript has 5 exons. The record is from RefSeq and is a predicted model, not a curated record. Gene Ontology annotation, molecular function: aminoacyl-tRNA deacylase activity. The coding region runs from base 150 to 851 and encodes 233 amino acids. NCBI's taxonomy places the organism in Eukaryota, Viridiplantae, Streptophyta, Magnoliopsida, Malpighiales, Euphorbiaceae.
CAAAAUUGGAAGUCAAAGAACUCAAUUAUAUAAAAAUAAAGUUGAGAAACUUAAUUCUGAAUACACGAGAAUUUGAGGUGCUCGAGUAUGAAUUUUGAUUUUCAUAAAACACCAACAAACUUGUGAUCUCUCAUUGGCGAGAGGCAAAAAUGGAAGCAGAAGUAGCUGAGCUGGAGCGAGUCCAAACCUCAAUCCUCCAUCGAAUAUCAAUGCUAGAGCGCUCGCUCCUCCAUAAAAACGACAGCGUUUUUACUUCUCUUACUCCCUCAUCUCGCAACGUAAACUGUGGCGGAAACGAUACUGAAGCUCGCCUCUCCGCGAUUCUUAAAUCCAACGGCGUAAAUGACUUCGUAUUCAAAAGAGUUCCCUCAAAUUAUUACGACUGGUCUCUGGACGCACGGCGAGACGUUUUAUGUGCUGCCUCUGUUGAUCACCUGUGUAAAAGCAUCGUUUUGGUAAAUACACAGGCCCCAUCCAAUGUAAUUGAUUGCAGCAAUCGCAAUAAUUCAAAGUAUUACGUUGUUGUUGUUCAGUAUAAUGCUCGGUUCAAUGCCGAAACUGUUAAAAACUAUCUUUAUGCACUCAAUGAUGGCAAGAUAGCUAAAAAGAAAUUCAACAUGAGGCUUGCUCCUGAGGAGACAUCUGUACAGCUGACUGGAUAUGAGCACAAUGCGGUGACAUGUAUUGGAAUGAAAACUGACAUUCCGGUUAUUUUGGAUGAAGCAAUUGCAAGGCUUAGUCCUGAUUUCUUCUGGUUGGGUGGAGGGGAGGUUGAUCUGAAGCUUGGUAUAAGAACCUCAGAAUUUAUUAAUUUUGUUAGACCUUUCAUUUUCAGCUGUAGUAACACAUGAUUAACCCAAAUGAAGACCAUUUUCGACAAACCAGAGAUAAGGGCUGCGGGACCCAGAGGAUAUGGUGAUUUUGCAUUUUUAUCAAGUUAUGCUAUGGAGAAUUCAGGCGGUCAAGUUGGUAUUUGCUGUGGCAUUAAAUUGGAAGAUCUGUAUUGCAUUUGGAUGUUUAUAUACUUCUUGUAGCUGAUAAUUUAGCAGGAAAAGGUAACUGCAACGUAUUGAAUAAAUAGCUACACAUUUUAAGUUAUUUUAUCGGUGAACUCUUUGAUGUGUAACAAGGAUCUAUCAUAUUGUCUGGGAUGGAAUUUAAUGCCCUUUGGAACAUUCAUGUUUCUUUAAGUCGGUAAGCCAGCACUCUUUUCUUCAA